This is a messenger RNA of Musa acuminata AAA Group (dessert banana), 673 nucleotides long. RefSeq names its product nuclear transport factor 2B. The transcript has 2 exons. Gene Ontology annotation, biological process: nucleocytoplasmic transport. Gene Ontology annotation, cellular component: nuclear pore central transport channel. The record is from RefSeq and is a predicted model, not a curated record. NCBI's taxonomy places the organism in Eukaryota, Viridiplantae, Streptophyta, Magnoliopsida, Zingiberales, Musaceae. Bases 36 to 491 code for a protein of 151 amino acids.
UGCUAUAUUACCCGUCACCCUUUGCUCUUCCGGCCAUGCAAAUGCUACCUCUUCGCACUGCAACUUCGACCACAGGUGGAGCGAGGAUGGACAAGGAUCAAGGGAAGAGGGAAAUGGAAGAGCAGCUCGAGAUGGUGACCAAGGCCUUUGUGGAUCACUACUACAACCUCUUCGACACCAACCGUGCCGCGCUCGCAUGCCUCUACGACCAGACCUCCAUGCUCUCCUUCGAGGGGCAGAAGAUCCUGGGCGCCGACGAGAUCAGUCGGAAGCUCUCGCAGUUGCCGUUCGAGCAGUGCAACCACUCCAUCUCCACCGUCGACUGCCAGCCGUCGCCGUUCGUCGGCGGCAUCCUCGUCUUUGUAACUGGUAACCUCCAGCUCGCCGGAGAGGAGCACCAGCUCAGGUUCAGCCAGAUGUUCCAGCUGAUCCCGACACAGCAGGCGAGCUUCUUCGUGCAGAAUGACAUAUUUCGCCUCAACUAUUGUUGAUUGAAGCAGGCGAGCUUGUGUAGUCUCCGGAAGUCAAGACUGCCAUGUCAUGAACAGAAGGGAGGUGCCUGGUUUUAGAUGUCCUCUCUUCUAUGGUGUUUUUGUGGAAUUGAAUUCCACUGAAUGUCUUCAUGUGGAUUCAAAGAUUUAUUCCAAUAAGUUUGCUUGUGUUUGGUUGAAAA